Messenger RNA from Sphenostylis stenocarpa, 735 nucleotides. Lineage: Eukaryota; Viridiplantae; Streptophyta; Magnoliopsida; Fabales; Fabaceae. The record is from the annotation of a GenBank genome assembly.
AUGCAGUUUUGUGUUUUUCCCAAAGAUAGAUUAGAUGAGAUAACAAAGGUGAGAGCAGAGGCCGAAGCAUCUUCUCAAAUGGGAAAGAAGCAUUUCUAUGGUCCAACUCCUGGGACAACCUUAAACACAGUAACCCCUUGUGCUGCAUGCAAGCUUUUGAGAAGAAGGUGUGCUGAAGAAUGCCCUUUCUCCCCUUAUUUUUCACCACAUGAACCUCAAAAGUUUGCAGCCGUUCACAAAGUGUUUGGCGCAAGCAAUGUCUCCAAGAUGCUUCUGGAGGUACCAGAAGGUCAAAGGGCUGAUGCAGCAAAUAGCCUUGUUUAUGAAGCUAACUUGAGGCUAAGAGAUCCUGUGUAUGGAUGCAUGGGUGCAAUUUCAGCUUUGCAGCAACAAGUUCAAUCUUUACAAGCAGAAAUAAAUGCAAUAAGGGCAGAGAUACUAAAAUACAAGUAUAGAGAAGCUGCAAGUCUCAUUUCUUCCAAUCAUGCUGCUUUGGUUUCUUCAGCUGAUGCAUUAUCAGCAGCAAUUCCUGCACAAUCACAGCCACAAGGUCUUUCUCAACCUCCUCCUCCAUCGAUACCAUUGCCUUCUCCUCCAGCUAAACCAUUAUCUUCUCCUUCUAUUAUCCUUUCAUCCUUGUCUUCAUCUUCAACUUCUUCUGUGUACACUCCUCCUAAAAGCUCAAUGAGCCUCGGAUCCAUUUCCAGCACUGAAAAUGUCCCAUACUUUGUUUAG